Talaromyces atroroseus is the source of this 3969-nucleotide messenger RNA. RefSeq lists its product as hypothetical. Gene Ontology annotation, biological process: protein import into nucleus; poly(A)+ mRNA export from nucleus; transcription-dependent tethering of RNA polymerase II gene DNA at nuclear periphery. The transcript is spliced from 4 exons. Gene Ontology annotation, molecular function: structural constituent of nuclear pore; protein binding. NCBI's taxonomy places the organism in Eukaryota, Fungi, Ascomycota, Eurotiomycetes, Eurotiales, Trichocomaceae. The record is from RefSeq and is a predicted model, not a curated record. Gene Ontology annotation, cellular component: nuclear pore outer ring. The coding region runs from base 1 to 3969 and encodes 1322 amino acids.
AUGUUUGCCCCAGAGUCAGGAACUCACGCUGUGAGCUCACUACGGAACCCGCGGAGACGCCAGAGAACCAGCCUCGAAGAUCCUGUGAAGCCUCCGGAUGCUAAGCGCCAGCGAUCUGCUUUACGCCGAGAACCACGCAAGCCUUCGAUGAACAUAGAUGUCGACUUCGACGAACACGCUGAAUUCAAACCUGAUUCUGAUCUCAGAAAACGCAUAGAGAAUGAAAAUGAGCUUGGGCUAGAAUGGAAUCUCGCGAUCAGAAGCUCGGAGAAGACUGGCAAACCAACAGCCCAGAAUGAUCGCACCGUUGUCUUGUCGUCAAACGACUAUUAUACCGUCACACAGAUUUCAACUGGGGCAGAUCAACCCGUGGAGGCAAUUUCUGGUCCGGCAAGAUGCGUAUUCAAUUUCGAGAGCGGUUUUUCACUUCUGUUAAGCGAAUCUCGAGCCCUAAUAUGGCAAUACCAUCCAAGUGCCCCUUCACAAGGUUCUGAACUUUCAAUAUCGAUCCCCGAAUGGUGUAAAAGCGACGGAGAAGCCCCAAUGGGGACACUCAUAUCGAACAUUACCAGUACGGUUCCUGGCCUGUUCAUCGUGGCGCCGUCUACUGGAAAAUUGUUGUAUUGGGAGACUGCGUCGAACGCCACUGUUAUAGGCAUUGCAAAGCAAAAGCAGAGCGGCCUUCAAGGAUCGAUUUCCGGUCUUUUUUACGGAGAAAGGGUUACAGACGUCAUCAAUGUGGAGCCAUCUGGGGUUAUUCUGACAUUUUCCACUGGAAGGGUGGCACAAAUCACAUUCCGAGAUCCCCAAGGAAAGUCUGCUUUGUCCGUGAAUUUCCUGCAGAGCACCGCGAAACUUGCGGCAGGUGGACUAUUCUAUGGUAUCAGAAACGUCUUGGGAAAUUCAGCUUGGCGCAAAGAUAUUGCUGCCGUUAGAGCUGGGAGCUCAAUUUUUCGAGGGCAACGUGAUAUUAUUGUUGCAUCAACAACCGGUUUGCUUGAAAUUUGGGACUCCCACUGGAAUAGCGUGAAUAGUCUUCGUGCCGAGAUUGAUAUACAGAAAGACAUAUGUUCUUUCUUAGGCAUGGGGGGUGACAGCAAGUCUGACAGCCUUAAAGUUUUGGAUUUCGUCGCUGCUCACAGGGACACAAAGCUGUCUUCCAAUUCCGAAGAGCAGCAUGAAACCACAACACUCUUUAUUCUUGUUGUAAUAUAUCGCAAGGCAUCUACAAAGACUUACGCCGUGAUAAAAGCACAACUAUGGAACGACAACAUGAACCUUGUGUCAUCGCACAUACUAGAGAACGUGGUCACAACUGACGAGCUCGACAAACAGAAGCCGAAGUUGCAUGUGACACAAUCUUGGGACACAGCUUUUAUACUUAUGGGCCAAAAACUGUGGAUUCUCUCAUUAUGUAAAAUAGAACCAUCUCCGUCCGCGCAACUUCUAGAUGGUGUCAUCUCAAAGCCAUUUCAGGACCGGGUUCAGUUCCAGACAGGAGACAAAUAUGAGAUACUUGGAAGCGGCGUGGAGGAAAAAUCCUUGGAAUCUCAGGGUUCGGGCUGCCUUCUGAUGAUUCGGGGAUUUGGUCUCAUUCGCAUUUCGGCAACACCUUCCAGGCUGGGUUCCACUGAGUAUGUUUGUGUUACUGCGAAACAGAAAAUUGAACAAGCUGUAUUCUAUGGCACAAUGUCCAAUACGCCACUUAGUUUCAGCAGUGAGGGUGAGCCGACAUUCACCGUGAUAGAAUUUGAAGAGGCGGCAUUGGAAAUUUGCAGUGAAAUUCUCCGGUCCACUUCGCGAUUCAUCUCUCGUGGAGGUAUAUCACUGGACCAGAACUUUCGUCUACGCUCGAAAGCUUUGGCUGAUCUCACUGCCGAGUUGGCUCGCCGUAGAAUACCUCUGUCAAAAAGAGUCCAGUGGGAAUUAAUGUGGGCUGGAGAAAAGCUGGCUGCACAGAGGUCUAUAUGGAAACUCGAGGAGGGCUUUCAAAAGAGGUGGGAUUCUGAGACUUUCCUUUCUCGAGUCAUAGGUCUCAUGAACGACAAAUUCAAAACGAAAUAUGUACCUUCCGAUAAUAUUAACCAGAACGAUCCCGUACGCCAUUGGUUUAUACGCGAUACUUUCCAGAUGCAGCACAUUAUUCCUUGGAUAUUCAACACUAUCCGUGGAUUAAAAGGGCCUUCUGGGCGCUCCGGUAUAGCAUUUAUGACCCAGGUUUAUCAAGCGAGUGAAUUGUCCCUUACAAUCCUUGAGGAAGCAUAUCGCUUCAGAGAGGACCAUGCGCUGCAGUAUGGCCUCGGUGGUGAAAACUUUGACAAUGGUGUGUUUCUAGGCCCAUAUAUUGAAAUUCCUGAAUUCUGGACAUCGGAAAACAUGGUGUACAACGAAACCAUACAUAUGCUUGACUUGGAGCUUGAUAGUACCAGAUCGUGGAUGCAGCAACCUGUGUCCCAAGUGGCGCAUGCUGACGACGAUAUUCUUGGUCAUAUUGGAAAGAACAGCUGCCGCAGGCUUCGUGCUCUAAAUAAGAUGCUUUUGGAGAGAGUUCGAUGGCUGUCUGCUCAAGAUGACCCAAAACUGGGAGACGAAGCUAUUUCCUUGAACGAAUCCAGCCACCAGCAACGAAGGUGGCAGCUUUACAAGAUGGCAGGGAUCGGUGAGCUUCAGGGAGCGAUCAGCUUAGCAGAAGAAUUCCGUGAUGUGGAAGCGUUGGUCGAACUCAUGAUAGAACUUCAGGAUCAGAUCAGAGGCAACAGUAGCUCUCUGGGGGCCCCAAUCUCCCCCACGGUGUACAAUACGACCACCCUGCAACAGAAAAUUCAAGGAUAUUUUGACUGCUUUGGCGAGCUGUGGGCUGAUGCCUUCUUCUCGCGACAAAUUGCUGCCGGUCAGCCUGGAGUUCUCCUAUCAAUGAAAGAGUACCAGAGUCACAUCACCCGAUUUCUAAGAAAAGAUUCCUCGUAUUUGUCCUUGUCUUGGAUAAAUGAUGUGAUUGGCGAGGAGGAUUAUGACGCGGCAUCGAAUGCUCUCGAAAGCCUAGCACUGGAUCACAAUGCAAAGUUAUGGGACCAGCGAGUUCAGCUCUCCUUAGCAAAGUUGACAAAGUUGGCGUCUAUGGAAAAUGCAACCGAUUCCGACAACAAUUUAUCGACACUUACCAUUUUGCAAAGACUCGACGAUAUCUUGGAAAUCGGCGGCAUCCAGGAUCUUACAUACGAACAUAUACUUCCUGCUUUACAUAGCGCGAUUGAUCAAAAGGCCGAAAUAGAGUUAGCAAUGGAGCAGUUUGGGAACGAAACCAUUGACCGGCCUGCACUUAGGGAUCUUCUUGAGGAAUUGUUGGCGCUUCUGAUACGCCGACACGCACUCGAUGCCGACCAGCUUAUCAAUCUUCUCACACUAAUUGAUGAAGUUCAAUUUCUCGAGGGGGAAGAAGGCGCCGUUUAUCAACACGAAUUCUAUCUUGCACUCCGGGUUCUCCAACUCAGCGGAUAUGCAUCAAGCGACCCUGUGAGGCAUGAUUUUCUGCUAAAAUUAAUUUGGAGGAGGUGUAUCAUUCGAAAUGAUUGGCGUGCGAUUGCCAGUGCCGACAUUCGCUCCGACUCUGAUCGCAAGUCACUAUAUCGUAAUACAGCGCUGGCAGCGACAUUGUCCGAUUGUGUUUUGGAAGAGGCAUAUUAUAAACGGCCUAAAGGAGAUAUCUACCCUAUUCCAAAGCCAUCAGAUCUCAUAAAUAUCGGUUCCUAUGAGCUUAUCCGAAGUCGCUUCCGAGCUGAGCAGUGGCCUCACAUUGAGCGUGAUAUUCAUACGGAAAUCGAUUUGCUGCGGCAUCUUGUAGAAGAUACGAAACUAGAUGAUUGGUUUCCGGAGCUUGUGUUGCUCGCUGAGGAAGAUUUGACAGUCCUUGACAAGGAACCUGAGAGGAUAGUGCCUCAGUCGGUGAAGGCCAAGUUUAGCUGGAUUUAG